Molecule: messenger RNA, 1476 nt
Organism: Cygnus atratus (black swan)
Lineage: Eukaryota; Metazoa; Chordata; Aves; Anseriformes; Anatidae
Gene: MMP11
Product: matrix metallopeptidase 11
Exons: 8
Coding region: 1-1476 (491 amino acids)
Biological process (GO): extracellular matrix organization; proteolysis; collagen catabolic process
Cellular component (GO): extracellular matrix
Molecular function (GO): metalloendopeptidase activity; zinc ion binding
Source: RefSeq, a predicted model, not a curated record
AUGGCCCGGCCGCCGCUGCCCGCCGCCGCCCUGCUCGCCGCCGCCCUGCUGCACUGCGCGCCCGCCGCGCCCGCCCGCCGCCCGCACAAGCCGGACGUGGCUCGAAAACAUCACACCUGGAAGGAGCAGAGUCCCUGGCUGCUGUCCCUGGUGAACGCCGUGGGGACCGGCGUGCCCACCAAGGGCUUCCCCAUGGGCGCGGGUGAGCAGGCGGCUCGCUGGAACCCACCCCGGUGCGGCGUGCCCGACCUGCCGGCGCUGCCGGACGGCCAGAACGGGCGCAACCGGCAGAAGCGGUUCGUCCUCUCGGGGGGACGCUGGGAUAAGACCGACCUCACCUACAAAAUUAUCAGGUUCCCGUGGCAACUUGUAAAAGCCAAGGUGAGAAGGACCAUCGAGGAAGCUCUGAAAGUCUGGAGCGAUGUGACGCCGCUGACCUUCACCGAGGUCCAGGAGGGCCGGGCUGACAUCGUCAUCGAUUUCACGAGGUACUGGCACGGAGACAACUUGCCCUUCGACGGGCCCGGCGGGAUCCUGGCGCACGCGUUCUUCCCCAAGACGCACCGGGAGGGGGACGUCCACUUUGACUACGACGAGACCUGGACGAUUGGGAACAACCUGGGCACUGACCUCCUCCAGGUGGCUGCUCACGAGUUCGGCCACGUCCUGGGCUUGCAGCACACAGCUGUCUCCAAGUCUCUGAUGUCUCCUUUCUACAUCUUCCGCUAUCCGCUGAGCCUGAGCGAGGAUGACAAGCAAGGUAUCCAGUACCUCUAUGGGAAACGCAAGCUGGAUCCCGAGCCAACCCCAACGCAGCCAGCAGAGCUGCCCCAGCCAGACCUUGAAACGAACGAGAUCACCAAUGUGGAGUCUGUGCAGCCCGAUGCCUGCGACACGGCUUUUGAUGCCGCGGCCACCAUCCGGGGCGAGCUGUUCUUCUUCACAUCCCGCUACGUGUGGCGGCUCCGAGCUGGAAAGCUGCAGGCUGGCUACCCAGCUCUGGCCUCUCGUCACUGGCAGGGGAUCCCAAGCUCUGUGGAUGCCACCUUCGAGGACCCUCUGGGCAAUAUCUGGUUUUUCCAAGAUUCUCAGUACUGGAUUUACGAUGGUGAGAGACGGGUCUCUGGUCCCACCCCGAUCGUGGAGCUGGGCCUCCCUGCUUCCCCCGUGCAGGCAGCUCUGGUGUGGGGGGCUGAGAAGAACAAGAUCUACAUCUUCAGUGGAGGCAACUACUGGCGCUUCAACCCUCACACCCGCCAGGUGGACAACAUCUACCCGCGGACCAUGGCCGACUGGCGCGGGGUCCCUCAGGAGAUCGAUGCUGCUUUUCAGGAUGAGUUUGGUUUUGCCUAUUUCCUGAGAGGCCGAGACUACUGGAAGUUCGAUCCCGUCCAGGUGAAGGUGCUGGAGGGCUACCCGCGCCACAUCAGCCAGGACUUCUUCAGCUGUACACCCUCCUCCAACUCCUUCAGAUGA